This is a messenger RNA of Penicillium cosmopolitanum, 1311 nucleotides long. RefSeq lists its product as uncharacterized. The record is from RefSeq and is a predicted model, not a curated record. Bases 1 to 1311 code for a protein of 436 amino acids. The transcript has a single exon. NCBI's taxonomy places the organism in Eukaryota, Fungi, Ascomycota, Eurotiomycetes, Eurotiales, Aspergillaceae.
AUGAACUCCGAAGAAUUCCUAACCAAUGCCGAAGGCGGCAUCGUGCCAGUGACCUGCCACGAGGAUAUCUUACGAAUCGCAUUCAUCUAUCUAGACGAGGGCCUAUGGAAUGGCAACGGGGUAUUCGACGUUAUAGAAAAGCUACACGCACACGGCUGGUCCUUCGGCGAGUGCGAACUACGCUUUAAUCGUACCCUGGAUAUAUUCUACCUCGCACAACUGGCAGCAGCCAUUUACCGCUACACCUCCCAACUGGAAGGUGACUUGCCCUCCUUCUCCGAUUUUCCUACCUUCUACACAGCCCACCACGCCCUUCUGCACUCCUCCGUCUGGCGCUCCUACUACUCUACCCACUUCCUCACCCAGCGCACUACAGCGUGCUUCUACCGCCUGCCUGAUCUCCAGGACCUGCCCGACUCUUCUUCCCCGCUAUGCCAGCCGUGCCGUAAUCCGGUGUCCGCGCAUGUCCUGAAACGACCCCGCUGGGCUUAUACGGUUGGGUGCACGCGCUGUAGGCAGCCUUUUCUGUCAUUUGAGACUCUUACGGCUGUAGCUCUCAGUACGUUGGAGUUCAACCCCAGCGCGGCACCUGAUUCGGAAUCACAUGCGCGCUUUUGGCUUGACUAUUUUACUUUUAAUAUAUCUCGUUCUUACCUGGGUAAGAUAAUUCCUUGGGAAGAAUGGAUGCCUAAUUGCUUUGGGAUAUCGGUUGCGCAGGGGAAGUAUGAUAUACACAGGUUGGAAGCAGAGUACCUCGCACAGGUAUCGGGGGAAGAGAUUGUCGAGGGAGAUGGCGAGUCGGAGCAGGUGAUGUGGUGUGGGUUGCCGGAUGGAGGGAUUGGAGUACAGGCGCGGUGGAGGGGGUGGGAGGAAGAGAUCGGGAGUGAGGAGGAGGUGAAGUUCCUAGCCGCUGUUGCGGUGGAGGAGACAGUUGGACUUGGACUAGGGCUAGAGGGAAUCGAGAUGGAUGAAUUAGACCUGUCAAUCCGGUCACAUAUACUACUAGCAGUUAUGCAUGCUGCGGUGAAGGACAGAGAGGAGAAGGAGCGUUUCCUGGGGGAGCUGGAGAGGCAGAUGGUGCAGAAGGGGAUAAUUGGCAAAGAGAGGGCAGGGAGUUGGAUCAGGGAGGCCUUGGGGAUCAUGGAGCCGUAUGUAUGCGUAUGGCAGGGUGUAUGGCCUGGUGAAGAGGAGAGGGGGGAGAUGCUCCGGCGGAUCUUGGUGGAGAAUGCGCAGCUCUUUGCACGUUGGAGGGUGUCACCUCUUUCGCAGCAGUUCACUUUUGAGCUGGGGCCGAAGGAGUCAGGGAUUUAG